Messenger RNA from Daucus carota subsp. sativus, 5013 nucleotides. RefSeq names its product ARF guanine-nucleotide exchange factor GNOM. The record is from RefSeq and is a predicted model, not a curated record. Bases 302 to 4696 code for a protein of 1464 amino acids. Gene Ontology annotation, molecular function: guanyl-nucleotide exchange factor activity. Gene Ontology annotation, biological process: regulation of ARF protein signal transduction. The transcript is spliced from 3 exons. NCBI's taxonomy places the organism in Eukaryota, Viridiplantae, Streptophyta, Magnoliopsida, Apiales, Apiaceae.
GUGAGUUGAGUGAUUAAAACGCUUUUUAACCCGUUUCGGAGUGAGCCGAGUUGCAGCGAUCGUGAUAUUGAGGAUUUUCCGAACCAAAUGUCACACGCAGUGACUCCAAUCUCCGCCAAGUCCUUCGCACUAAACAACCAGUGUUCCAAACUUCGGAUCGCGAAUUGCUUUGACUCCAUUUUCUCCUUCUCGCGUAGGAUAAACUUCAGGGCGAAGGAUAAAUUUCGGGGCAAAGUUUGAGAUCUUUUUUGUGCAAAAGCUGCUAAUAUAGACUAAAAUUUGGUUUAGGGAGAAGGAAACAAUGGGACGCCUGAAGCUGCAGUCUGGGAUCAAUGCAAUUGAAGAAGAACCGGAAGACUCUGAGGCUAGUUUUCCUGAUAAAGAGAGAUCUUCUUUAGCAUGUAUGAUCAAUUCGGAAAUUGGUGUUGUGCUUGCGGUGAUGCGGAGGAAUGUAAGGUGGGGAAGUCGUUAUACUUCAGGCGAUGACCAGCUUGAACAUACUCUUAUCCAAUCCCUCAAGGCAUUGCGUAGAAAAAUAUUUUCAUGGCAGCAUGAGUGGUAUACAAUCAAUCCCAUCGUGUAUCUGCAGCCAUUUUUAGACGUGAUCAGAUCUGAUGAAACUGGUGCGCCAAUCACAGGUGUCGCUUUGUCAUCACUUUACAAGAUUUUGAGUCUUGAUGUUCUUGAUUUGAACACCGUCAAUGUGGAAGAUGCUAUGCACCUAGUGAUUGAUGCCGUGACUAGCUGCAGAUUCGAGGUAACAGAUCCAGCAUCAGAGGAAGUAGUUCUGAUGAAGAUACUCCAGGUUCUUAUGGCUUGCAUGAAAAGUAAGGCAUCAGUGAUGUUGAGUAAUCAGCAUGUUUGUACCAUCGUAAACACAUGCUUCCGUGUAGUUCAUCAAGCAGGAACAAAGGGGGAGCUGUUGCAGAGGAUAGCCCGUCAUGGAAUGCAUGAACUUGUACGAUGUAUUUUUUCACAUCUGCGAGAUGUUGACAACACAGAUACUUCCUUGGUGAAGGGAGGCACUUCCACCUUGCAGGAGGUUGGUGGGCUGCAUAGCAAUUAUAGCACUGGCAGUAAACAAUCAGAAAACGACAAUAGUACCUCUGAUUACAAUACUCAAACAUCCUCCGGAAGUUUUGCAUCUAAUACUUCAGCUGGCAUGGUUGGUGUGACGGGUGAAACUAUUGUUACUUCCAGUAAUGGAAAGGAUAUUGAUACGUAUGAUUUUCAUUUGAUGACUGAGCCAUAUGGGAUCCCCUGUAUGGUGGAGAUUUUCCAGUUCUUGUGCUCAUUAUUAGAUGUUGUUGAGCACAUGGGAAUGGGUCCUAAAGCCAACACUAUUGCCUUUGAUGAAGAUGUUCCUUUUUUUGCAUUGGGUUUGAUUAAUGCUGCAAUUGAACUGGGCGGUUCUUCUAUUGGCCGCCACCCCAGAUUGUUGGGUUUGGUACAGGAUAAGCUGUUUUGUUAUCUAAUGCAAUUUGGAUUGUCAAUGAGUCCGCUGAUUCUUUCGAUGGUGUGCAGCAUUGUUUUAAAUCUGUACCAGAACUUGCGUACUGAACUAAAAUUGCAGCUGGAAGCCUUCUUUUCUUGUGUGAUUCUAAGGCUCGCACAAAGCCGUUAUGGAGCUUCUUACCAGCAGCAGGAGGUUGCAAUGGAAGCCCUUGUUGACUUUUGUAGACAAAAAGCCUUUAUGGUGGAAAUGUAUGCGAAUUUAGACUGCGACAUAACUUGCAGUAAUGUGUUUGAAGACAUUGCUAACUUGUUAUGUAAAAGUGCGUUUCCGGUGAACUGCCCUUUGUCGGCAAUGCACAUCCUUGCUUUGGACGGUCUUAUCGCUGUGAUUCAAGGAAUGGCUGAGCGGAUUGGCAACAUGUCAGCUGGAUCAGAACCCAGCCCUGUACAUCUUGAGGAGUACACUCCAUUCUGGAUGGUAAAGUGUGACAAUUACAAUGACCCUAAUCAUUGGGUUCCAUUUAUCCGUCGGAGGAAGUAUAUUAAAAGAAGGCUAAUGAUAGGUGCUGAUCACUUUAACAGGGAUCCUAAGAAAGGGCUAGAAUUUCUCCAAGGAACACAUCUCUUGCCCGACAAACUUGACCCCCAGAGUGUGGCUUGCUUUUUCAGGUACACUGCUGGAUUGGAUAAGAAUCUAGUUGGCGACUUUUUAGGCAAUCAUGAUGAGUUUUGUGUCCAAGUACUUCAUGAAUUUGCGUGGACUUUCGAUUUCCAAGACAUGAAUUUGGACACCGCGCUGCGCCUUUUCUUGGAAACUUUUAGAUUACCAGGGGAAUCACAGAAGAUUCAGAGGGUGCUUGAGGCAUUCUCGGAAAGAUAUUAUGAGCAAUCACCUUUGAUUCUAGCCAACAAGGACGCUGCUUUACUCUUGUCUUAUUCAAUAAUAAUGCUCAAUACAGACCAACACAAUGUGCAAGUAAAGAAAAAAAUGACAGAAGAGGAUUUCAUUCGAAAUAAUAGGCAUAUAAAUGGAGGUAAUGAUCUUCCACGUGAUUUUUUAAUAGAGCUGUAUCAUUCAAUCUGCAAGAAUGAGAUUCGUACGACCCCGGAACAAGGUGCAGGUUUCCCUGAAAUGACCCCAAGCCGUUGGAUUGAUUUAAUGAACAAAGCAAAGAAGACUGCACCCUUCAUUAUCUCUGAUUCCAAGGCUCACCUUGACCGAGAUAUGUUCGCUAUAAUGUCAGGUCCCACAAUUGCUGCUAUUUCUGUUGUAUUUGAUCAUGCUGAACUUGACGAUGUAUAUCAGACGUGUAUUGACGGUUUUUUAGCUGUUGCAAAAAUUUCGGCUUGCCAUCAUCUUGAAGAUGUUCUGGAUGACCUGGUCGUGUCACUCUGCAAAUUUACAACCUUGUUGAAUCCUACAUUUGCCGAAGAACCUGUUCUAGCCUUUGGCGAUGAUUCAAAAGCUAGGAUGGCAACAAUUACAGUCUUCACAAUUGCCAAUAGAUAUGGUGAUUUUAUCCGUGCUGGCUGGAGGAAUAUUCUGGAUUGUAUCUUGAAGUUGCAUAAGCUUGGUCUUCUUCCUGCUCGUGUAGCCAGUGAUGCAGCUGAUGAUUCAGAACACACAGCAGAACCUGGGCAUGGAAAACCUCCAACUAAUUCACUAUCUUCAGCUCACUUGCAAUCUGUGGGUACUCCAAGAAGAUCUUCUGGUUUAAUGGGCCGAUUUAGUCAGCUCUUGUCUCUUGAUACAGAGGAGCCAAGAUUGCAACCCACUGAACAACAACUUGCUGCUCAUCAACGAACCCUUCAGACAAUACAGAAGUGCCACAUUGACAACAUUUUCACAGAAAGCAAGUUUCUGCAAUCGGAUUCUUUGUUACAUCUUGCACGAGCCCUUAUUUGGGCUGCGGGCCGCCCACAAAAGGGAAACAGUUCUCCUGAAGAUGAAGAUACUGCAGUUUUCUGCUUGGAAUUGUUGAUUGCAAUCACACUAAAUAAUCGAGAUAGGAUAGUGCUAUUGUGGCAGGGUGUCUACGAGCACAUAUCUAACAUUGUUCAGUCAACUGUCAUGCCAUGCGCCCUGGUUGAGAAAGCUGUUUUUGGACUGCUCAGGAUUUGCCAGCGGCUCCUUCCCUAUAAAGAAAAUCUAGCUGAUGAAUUGUUGAGAUCGCUGCAGCUUGUUUUGAAGCUUGAUGCCCGUGUUGCUGAUGCAUACUGCGAGCAGAUCACACAGGAAGUCAAUCGCCUUGUUAAAGCAAAUGCCACACACAUCCGAUCCCCAAUGGGCUGGCGAACCAUCACAUCGUUACUCUCUUUCACGGCUCGACAUCCAGAAGCUUCUGAAGCAGGGUUUGAUGCACUGAUGUUCAUCAUGUCUGAAGGAGCUCACUUAGUUCUAGCAAAUUACGUUCUCUGUGUUGAUGCAGCCAGACAGUUUGCGGAGUCUCGUGUUGGUCAGGUUGAUAGGUCUGUGCUUGCUCUGGAUCUUAUGGCAGGUUCUGUUUCCUGCCUAGCUAGGUGGGCUCAAGAAGCCAAGGACGUAAUGGGUGAAGAGGCUACCAAAGCGUCUCAUGAUAUUGGGGAAAUGUGGCUGAGGUUAGUGCAGGGACUGAGGAAAGUUUGUCUUGACCAGAGAGAAGAAGUCAGGAACCGUGCUCUCUUGUCGUUGCGUAUGUGUCUAACAGGUGUGGAUGAUGUCAAUCUUCCAUAUGGAUUGUGGUUGCAGUGUUUUGAUAUGGUUAUCUUCACUGUGCUUGAUGAUUUACUGGAAAUAGCGCAAGGGCAUUCUCAAAAAGACUACCGCAAUAUGGAGGGGACACUUGUCCAUGCUCUGAAACUACUCUCUAAAGUGUUCCUACAGUUACUUCAUGAUCUAUCUCAGCUCACAACCUUUUGCAAGUUGUGGCUGGGUGUUCUCAGUCGGAUGGAAAAAUAUUUGAAAGUAAAAGUCAGAGGGAAAAAAAGUGAGAAGCUUCAAGAACUUGUGCCGGAGCUGCUUAAAAACACUUUGAUUGUAAUGAAGACAAAAGGGGUACUGGUGCAAAGAAGUGCCUUGGGUGGAGAUAGCUUGUGGGAGUUGACAUGGUUACAUGUGAAUAACAUCGCCCCAACUCUACAAUCAGAAGUGUUUUCAGACCAAGAUUCCGGGCAGUCAUGGCCUAAUUUAGGUGAAGUAGGGGAAAAUUGUGUUCCCAGUGAAUCUGUUUCUGUUCCACACAAAACGAUGGUUAAAAAUUAACACUGUAUUGUGUGACCUGGAUUAGUAUCUGAGUGCUUGUUGUUUACCUGUCUAAAGCUUGAUAGUGAGCAUGGUCUGCUAUUGUUGUUAAGCUGUAUGUUGUGUAAAGGUACCUGAGAUUUAAUAGAUUUGCGUCCACAUCUUUCUGGAAAAGUUUGUUUUCCUUAUUUUCUGUGUAGGCUGAAGGUGUGGCAUUAACGUUUUACUUGGUUAUUUUUGUUUUGGUAAUCUGAAGGUGAAGUUUUACUCAAGUUCGUAGUCUGUAUUGAGCUAGAUUUCAUUUUAUUUAAAUUGAAGGAGUUGAUUUUGUUUGUGUA